GCGGGCGCGGCCGGCGGGAGCGCGGAGCCCCGGCGCGCCCCCUCCCCUCCCUGCCUCCCGUCAGAGCCCCGCCGCCCGCUCGGAGCGGAGAGCGCCACAGCCGGGAGCGGCAAGGAGUUCUUCCUCCUCCUUCUCGUCCUCUUCGCCCUCCUCCUCCUCCUCCUCCGCCCCCGCCUCCGCCUCCGCCUCCCGGCCGGGAAGAGCUCGCCGUGCCCGCAGCCCCGCUGGAUGCGCUGAGCCGCGGGGAGAGGGGCAGGAGGCAGCCGCCAGCCCCGCCGCCGUCGCGCUGCGGUGCCCGGAGCCCGAUCGACGCUUCCCUUCAAUCCCUCCCCGCCGCACGACCGCGGUGUGUGCGCGCCCCCGGCCUCCUCUCUGCAGCCCAGGCGGCGGCAGCGGCGGCGGGGGCUGCUUUUUUUUUUUAUCCUCCCCCCCACCUUUUUUUUUUUUUUUUUUUAAUCUUUACGGGGCCGCCAUGGGAUGUACCCUGAGCGCCGAGGAGAGGGCCGCCCUGGAGCGGAGCAAGGCCAUCGAGAAGAACCUCAAGGAGGACGGGAUCAGCGCCGCCAAAGACGUGAAACUCCUCCUGCUCGGGGCCGGGGAGUCGGGGAAGAGCACGAUCGUGAAGCAGAUGAAGAUCAUCCACGAGGAUGGCUUCUCUGGAGAAGACGUGAAGCAGUACAAGCCAGUGGUCUACAGCAACACUAUACAGUCACUGGCAGCUAUUGUACGUGCCAUGGAUACCUUGGGCAUCGAGUAUGGAGAUAAGGAACGACGGGCUGAUGCCAAGAUGGUCUGCGACGUCGUAAGUCGGAUGGAGGACACAGAGCCCUUCUCUCCAGAGCUGCUGUCAGCUAUGAUGAGACUCUGGGCGGACUCCGGGAUCCAGGAAUGCUUCAACAGGUCCCGGGAAUAUCAACUUAAUGACUCGGCCCAAUACUACCUAGACAGCUUAGAUCGAAUCGGAGCUGCAGACUACCAGCCCACGGAGCAGGAUAUCCUUCGAACCAGGGUCAAAACAACUGGCAUCGUAGAAACCCACUUCACAUUCAAAAACCUCCACUUCAGGCUGUUUGAUGUCGGAGGCCAGAGGUCAGAACGCAAGAAGUGGAUCCACUGCUUUGAGGAUGUCACAGCGAUCAUUUUCUGCGUCGCGCUGAGCGGCUACGACCAGGUGCUCCAUGAAGACGAAACCACGAACCGCAUGCACGAAUCACUGAAGCUGUUUGACAGCAUCUGCAACAACAAGUGGUUCACAGAUACAUCUAUCAUCCUCUUUCUAAACAAGAAGGACAUAUUUGAGGAGAAAAUUAAGAAAUCUCCACUGACUAUCUGCUUUCCUGAGUACACAGGCCCCAACUCUUUCACUGAGGCAGUGGCUUACAUCCAGGCUCAGUACGAGAGCAAGAACAAGUCCCCCAACAAGGAGAUCUACACGCACAUCACCUGCGCCACCGACACCAACAACAUCCAGUUCGUCUUCGACGCCGUCACGGAUGUCAUCAUCGCCAACAACCUGCGGGGAUGCGGACUCUACUAAAGCCCUCUCCUCCCCUCCUCUCCUUGCAGCCGCCAGGAGCGCCCGCAGUCCCGCGGACAGGUCCUCUCUCUUUCUUCUUCUCCUCCUCGGAAAGCAAUGAGGAAGGAGUACGUAAACCCCUCCUUCUGCCCCAGGAAACUCCGCAGCAAGUUCUGCCUUCCCCCAGCCCCGUUUGAUUUUGUUUUGGUUUAUUUUGGGUGAAUUCCCCUCGCUGCCUCUUUCUACUCUUCCGUUCCAAUUCACAGUGCUGUAGAGGGAGCUAAUACAUUUCCCACAUAGUGCAUUUCAACUGCCAAAAACCAGAAAUACUCCAUUUAC
Cygnus atratus (black swan) is the source of this 1855-nucleotide messenger RNA. It is a transcript of the gene GNAO1, whose product is annotated as G protein subunit alpha o1. The coding region runs from base 473 to 1537 and encodes 354 amino acids. The record is from RefSeq and is a predicted model, not a curated record. The transcript has 8 exons. Lineage: Eukaryota; Metazoa; Chordata; Aves; Anseriformes; Anatidae. Gene Ontology annotation, biological process: adenylate cyclase-modulating G protein-coupled receptor signaling pathway; G protein-coupled dopamine receptor signaling pathway. Gene Ontology annotation, cellular component: heterotrimeric G-protein complex. Gene Ontology annotation, molecular function: GTP binding; G protein-coupled serotonin receptor binding; GTPase activity.